GUCCAGUCAAUUGCUUCUAGCACAUCUCUCCGCUCUCUCCACCACUCACACUCCAACACAAUGGCCUCUCGUGUCGCUCGCAGUGUCAUGGGCGCCGCCCGCGCGCGUCCCACCGCCGCCGUCUCCUCCCUGCACAAGGCCGCCGUGCCCGCCGUCCAAGCGCGCCUGCAAAGCAACCAGCCCACACCCGAGAAGAAGGCCCAGAGCAUCAUCGACUCCCUCCCCGGCAGCAACCUCUUGAGCAAGACCGCCAUCCUCUCCGCCGGCGCCGGUGUCUCGAUCGCCGCCAUCAGUAACGAGCUCUACGUCGUCAACGAGGAGUCUAUUGUCAUGCUGUGUCUGCUCUCCGUCUACACCGGUAUCGCCGUCUACGGUGGCCCCGCUUACAAGGAGUGGGCCGAGAACCAGACCAACAAGAUCAAGAACAUCCUCAACGCCGCUCGCAAGGACCACACCGAUGCCGUCCAGAAGCGCAUCACCAGCGUCCAGGACCUCGGCGGUGUCGUUGACAUCACCAAGUCCCUUUUCGCCGUUUCCAAGGAAACCGCCCAGCUCGAGGCCCAAGCCUACGAGCUCGAGCAAAAGGUCAACCUCGCCCACGAGGCAAAGACCGUCCUCGACUCCUGGGUCCGCUACGAGGGUGCCGUCAAGGCCCGCCAGCAAAAGGAGCUCGCCGACUCCAUCAUCUCCAAGAUCGACAAGGAGCUCGAGAACCCCAAGGUCCUCAAGCAGAUCCUCGACCAGGCCGUUGCCGACGUCGACCGCAUCGUCUCCAAGGCUUAGAUUUCCUUCAGACAUCCCCACCAAAACUCAUUGAUUUGAGCUUUUGAGGGUGUUGUGUUUUUGUUGUAAGCUGAGAAGUCAUGACGAUGAUGGAGAGGUGCAGGGAAGACGUAGUAGGAUUCGAGGAAAAAUCAAAAGAUACUCAAAAAGCACACAUUGAGACUUCCUCUUCUCGUCUUUUUUUCGCGAAGAAAGUUCUCCUCAGAGCCUGUGUAAAUAGAUCUAUCUGUGCUAUAGCGGAAACCACCAUUUUCUUUU
This is a messenger RNA of Aureobasidium pullulans EXF-150, 1041 nucleotides long. Its product is annotated as ATP synthase subunit 4 mitochondrial precursor. Gene Ontology annotation, biological process: proton motive force-driven ATP synthesis. Gene Ontology annotation, molecular function: proton transmembrane transporter activity. The coding region runs from base 61 to 783 and encodes 240 amino acids. The transcript is spliced from 3 exons. NCBI's taxonomy places the organism in Eukaryota, Fungi, Ascomycota, Dothideomycetes, Dothideales, Saccotheciaceae. The record is from RefSeq and is a predicted model, not a curated record.